AGACUGUGAGGGACGGAGCCGUCCUUCCAACAGAUAAGAGGUUUCCCUGUACUGAGUGCGGGAAGUGUUUCAGUUCCAAAAGUAGUCUUAAUGAGCAUAAGAAAAAUCACACAGGAGUGAAGCCGUAUUCCUGUCCUGAGUGUGGGAAACGUUUUUCAAAACAGUCUGAACUCACCGUACAUCAAAGAUUGCACACGGGAGAGAAACCGUAUUCCUGUUCUGAGUGCGGGAAAUGUUUUUCACAUAGGUCCACUCUUUACAGACAUAUGAGAGCUCACACGGGGGAGAAGCCAUAUCCCUGUCCUGUGUGCAAAAAACGUUUCAUAAGAAAGUGCGAUCUUUCCAUACAUCAGAGAUUGCACACGGGGGAGAAGCCGUAUUCCUGUCCUGAGUGCGGGAAAAGUUUUUCGCAGACGGCCAUGCUUUAUAGACAUCAGAGAUCGCACACAGGUGAAAAGCCGUAUUCCUGUACUGAGUGCAAAAAACAUUUCAUAAGGAAGUCCGAUCUUUCCAUACAUCAGAGAUCGCACACGGGGGAGAAGCCAUAUUCCUGUUUUGAAUGCGGGAAAUGUUUUUCGCGGAGGGACAUUCUUUAUAGACAUCAGAGAUUGCACACGGGUGAGAAGCCGUAUUCAUGUCCUGAGUGCGGGAAAUGUUUUUCGCAGAAGGCCAUUCUUGAUUCACAUCUGCGAUCCCACACAGGGGAGAAACCGUAUUCCUGUCCUGAGUGUGGGAAAUGUUUUUCGCGGACGGCCAAUCUUUAUAUACAUCAGAGAUCUCACACGGGGAAGAACCUGUAUUCAUGCCCUGAAUGUGGGAAAAGUUUUGUAUAUAAAAAAGGCCUUGUCUUACAUCAGAGAUCUCACAUGGGGGAAAAGACAUAUUUCUGUCCUGAGUGCGGGAAAUGUUUUUCAAAGAUGGCCAAUCUUUAUACACAUCAGAUAUCCCACACGGGGGAAAAGCCUUAUUCCUGUCCUGAAUGUGGGAAAAGUUUUGUAUAUAAAUAAAGCCUUUCCACACAUCAGAGAUCUCACACGAGGGAGAAGCCACUUUCCUGUCCUGAGUAUGAGAAUAGUCAGUCACAGAAGUCCUCUGUUUACAGUCAUCUGAGAUUGGACACAGAGGAGAAUGAACUUUCCUGGU
Molecule: messenger RNA, 1143 nt
Organism: Rana temporaria (common frog)
Lineage: Eukaryota; Metazoa; Chordata; Amphibia; Anura; Ranidae
Product: gastrula zinc finger protein XlCGF49.1-like
Exons: 1
Coding region: 267-1007 (246 amino acids)
Source: RefSeq, a predicted model, not a curated record